GGGCUGGGCGGCAUUAUCGGCUUCCGGUUGCUAGGGCCAGUCUCCGUGGCCUCUGGCCGCGCCUUGCCAGGGGACCAGGAUAACCUACGUGCUUUCCGCGGGAAGACCCACCACCUCCCUUGACCUUUACCUCGCUGCCUAAAUUCCGAGGCCAAGGGGAAAAGCCAGUUAUUUUUAGAAGCAGCUGAUUGAUUGCCUUUGAGGGUAGUAUAGGAGUCCAACCGAUCUUCUCCGAUAAUACGGAAGGAAAAUUACCAGCAUCAAGUGGACGUACUAACAGGGAUCAUACCUUGAGCGCUUGUGUGCAAAGUUAUCUUUGGAGGCUAAAACGGCCCAUUUAUGCAGCUCCAGAGCAUUCCCUUCUGGAGUGUCAACGGAAUAGUGAUGUGUCAGGCACUUUGAUGUGGCCCUGAGAACUAAGCGCAUGUUUUGGGGGUCCAUCUUCUGGCAUCAUUUCUAAAUAGUACUAAUUGGAACAGAGAUCCUGGAAAAUCUAAUUAGAUUGAAGACCAUCUUAUUUUUUGAUUAAAUAGUAUAACCCAACUAGUAGUGGUUGCAAUUUAUAACAAGUCACUGUUACUGAAAGAAAACAGCUUACUUGUGAAUACUUAGAUAUGGUGGGUCUUAAGAGGCUAUCAUGGAGGGAUUUCUUAUCUUUUUGACCAAAUCUUUUUCCAAAUAUGUAAAGUGAUAACAUUUUGAAGGUAGAGAAAAGAAAAAUGAAUGUUAUUUCUACUGUUCUGGAAAAUCAGUAUUAACUAGAUGAUCUAACUUGGCAGACUGAACAUUUUUGCUAACAUGGGAAAUUUUAGAAUGAUCCUGAUUGGAAUUCUGCUUGGACUCAGUACAAUAAGUACAAUAUUAGCACAGAAUGAUUUUCACUAAGAUGUAAUCUAGAUUCUAACAAAUGAUUUUUCAGCAACAAUUCAAACAUAUUCAAAACGUUUUCAAUUCUCAUUUAACCAAGAGCUAUGAAAAACAUGCUUAUUGUUAAUUAAAAUGCAAAACCACCCACAACUACUUCGAAGACCUUUACCUCCAAAAUUCCCUAAGCUGCCUUUAAGUAAGAAGAAAGUCCAUACAGCCAAGACUGGUAAAACUGAGCCAAAACAUGUGAAGUUCAUUCAAGAUGAAACCACUUCAGUUGAAAGAAAGAAAACUAGUUUUCCUGAUGUUGUUUCAAGAAAUCAACCACAAACCCUUGUCAAAAUCCAAAAUCUUUUUCUUGAUCAUUAUGUACAAGAAAGAGUGACUACUAAUUCAAUACCCAGAAAAACUUUUAAGAAUGUCUAUUGGCACAUUCCAGAGACUGCCACUGGUUCCAUAUUUUUUCCAACCUGUCAUUCAGCCUCAAGUCGAGUUUUUGGGAAAGAAACAAGACAAAUGAAAAGGUCAAGAAAAUCAAAAGACAGAGCAUCAAAAAUAAAAAAUUUUUAUUUUGGUGACAUGUUCAAAGACAUUCUGUUUCUCUCCUCAGAGUUCUCCAGACUUCCAAGUACCACUUCCCUAGCUAUUCCUCCCAAACCCGAGGAAGUUCACUCUGAGUAUCUACCUUUAUCUACCUAUAGUUUUAGGCAAUCUCUGAUAGGUCCACACGCAACAAUGCCAAGCCCUGUUCCAGGAUUUAGGCGUGCUAAAGCAGAAAGACGAUGGGCUAAACACUUAAAACAAAAUACUGCCAUGGUACUAAGUAUUACUCAUUUUCCAGGCUUCAUGUCCAUACCAACACCAGUUUUGCCAAGAAAACCUCGAAGACAGUCUUUGUUAGAAACUCAUAUAACAGAAUCCGAAAAUGUAGAAAGUACUCCAAGGCAAAGCAUGCCAAACCUGCCUGAAGGUAUCAUUAAAUCUAGAAAACCAGAGGAAUCACAGGCACGUCUCAUUCGUGGUGGAGGUCUGAAGACUAUUAAUGCAACACGAUAUGAAACAAUAAUAGCCGUGACCAACCUUGCCAUAGUAAACUGUCAAAUAUAUGGAAGAAAUGCACUUAAUCUUAAGGGCUUUUUUAUCACGAAAUGUCCAGACUUAAUGAUUUUGGCUUCCCAAUUGAUAUAUCUUAACUUAUCCUUUAAUGACAUCAGUUACUUUCCCACAGAAAUACUUUGUCUUAAAAAUUUACAAAUACUAUUACUGAGAAAUAAUCCUAUCAAAGAAAUCUCUUCUGAAAUUCAACAACUUAAGCUCCUUAGAGUUUUCAGCAUUGCCUUUAAUUUGAUUACUACUCUUCCACCUGGGUUAUUUUUUUUGUCCCAUCUUGAGGAACUUGAUAUUUCUUACAAUAGUAUUGUUUCCAUUCCAAAUGAAAUCCAGAAACUCAGAUUACUUGAAAAACUGAAUGUUGAUGGGAAUGAACUGAUGACUUUUCCAUCUGCAAUUUUGAAGCUUAACCUGAAAAAAAUCCUGUUUGAGAAUACUUUCACGCAUCCUGCUUUUUGGAAAGAGAAUUCUUUGAAUAGCCCACCGUCUCUUACUCAGAUUACUUCUUUUUUCUUUUUAAAAAAUAAUCUACAUGAAUAUUAUGAUGUGAUCCCAGUGGAAAUUCAAAAGCUACUAAAAUGCGCAUCUAGAUGUGAAUGGUGUCAGGGUCCCAAGUUUGGUGAAGGUUUUCGAGUCAUCCAGUCCUGUGACAUUUUUGGAGCAACACACCUUCCUGUUUUGUUUCUUGUCUGUUCUUCUUCCUGCUAUAGAAAAGUAAAGGAAAGCAGUUUUAUUUCAGAGAGCAUUCCUAGUAAAAAAGUAACUCUAAAUUCUGACUUGGUAAGUCAUGCAAUGAUUUAGGAGUCCCACUUUAAAAGCAAUUAGAGUUUAUGUCUAUAGUAAUGGAUUUCUUCGAGAGUGCAGUUUCUUUCUUCUGUGACUCCUCUUUGUAAUCCCAGCUCCUUAUGAAAGUCUGUGACUGUUAGGGAAUUGUUGCAGAAUGAUUACUUCAGAAGGAUUAGUAAAGGUCUUUGGAUUUCAGCAAAAAUCUAGAAAAUUUCUUUUAGAGCAUGUUUGCUGUAAAAUGAGCAAUGAUGGAAAAUUUUGCAAAAAAGGAUUUAUCUUAAAACUUGCAUUUUGGUGCAUCCAUUCCAAGUGAUGUGAUAGCAUUUCAAAGUCAUCAGUGGGGUUUGUGUCUCAGAUGGGCUCAGAUGGGUUCAAAGUCAAGUUCUCUUUGUGAAUUUCUAUGGAAAUCCAUCCAGUGCCAACCGUCUCAAUUGUGGAUUGUUUUAGGGAAUAAAAGAUUCA
Molecule: messenger RNA, 3225 nt
Organism: Zalophus californianus (California sea lion)
Lineage: Eukaryota; Metazoa; Chordata; Mammalia; Carnivora; Otariidae
Gene: LRRC63
Product: leucine rich repeat containing 63
Exons: 10
Coding region: 1000-2778 (592 amino acids)
Molecular function (GO): protein binding
Source: RefSeq, a predicted model, not a curated record